Messenger RNA from Acinonyx jubatus (cheetah), 9272 nucleotides. RefSeq names its product androglobin (gene ADGB). Lineage: Eukaryota; Metazoa; Chordata; Mammalia; Carnivora; Felidae. Gene Ontology annotation, biological process: proteolysis. Bases 42 to 5078 code for a protein of 1678 amino acids. The record is from RefSeq and is a predicted model, not a curated record. The transcript is spliced from 37 exons. Gene Ontology annotation, molecular function: calcium-dependent cysteine-type endopeptidase activity; protein binding.
UCAGUCCGCGCAGGGUCCUGGGGCCUGAGUCCGCCUCUGCCAUGGCCUCCAAACAAGCCAAAAAGAGAGAAGUGCAUCGUAUCAAUUCGGCGCACGGAUCGGAUAAAUCUAAAGAUCAGUACCUUUUUGGCGGUAAUGUGCAACCUGGCUCCGUUGAGCAGAAGAAGGGGAAGUUCCCGAUCUGGCCAGAAUGGAAUGAAGCCGACAUAAAUGCAGAAAAGUGGGAUGCAGGCAAAGGCGGAAAAGAAAAGGAUAAAAUGGGAAAAAGCCCUGUAUUUCAUUUUUUUGAAGACCCUGAAGGAAAGAUUGAAUUGCCACCAUCGUUGAAAAUUUAUUCCUGGAAGCGUCCACAGGAUUUUUUAUUUAAUCGGACUCCAGUAGUUGUGAAAAAUGAAAUCCUGUUUGACUUGUUUUCAGCAAAUGAACAUUUACUCUGCAGUGAGCUGAUGAGAUGGAUUAUCAGUGAAAUCUAUUCAGUGUGGAAGAUAUUCAAUGGAGGCAUUUUGAACAAUUAUUUCAAAGGGACCACAGGGGAGCCUCCUUGUCUUGCCUGGAAGCCCUGGGAACACAUCUACUCUCUGUGCAAGGCUGUGAAAGGUCACAUGCCCUUAUUCAAUAGCUACGGAAAGUAUGUUGUGAAACUUUACUGGAUGGGUUGUUGGAGAAAGAUAACUAUUGAUGACUUUCUGCCUUUUGAUGAAGACAACAAUCUAUUGCUUCCGGCCACAACAUAUGACUUUGAACUCUGGCCAAUGCUUUUGUGUAAAGCUAUCAUUAAGCUGGCAAAUGUUGACAUCCAUGUAGCCGAGAGGAGAGAAUUAGGGGAGUUCACGGUGAUUCAUGCGCUUACCGGAUGGUUACCAGAAGUGAUUCCUCUCCACCCAGGAUAUACGGACAAAGUUUGGGAGCUCUUGAAAGAAAUAUUGCCUGAGUUUAAGCUGUCAGAUGAGUCCAGCUCUGAAAGCAAAACAACUGUUGUAGAUACCAAAUUAAAAGAGGCAGGGAAAGAAGUGAAGAAUGGCAAAGAAAUGAAAGAUGGCAAAGAAUUCAAACUUGACACUUCAGUGACAGCAUUAAAGGCACCUGAGAAAAGUGACAAAGUUCCAAAGGAAAAAGCAGAUGCAAAAGACCUUGGGAAGAAGAAGAGUAAAAAUGGAGACAAAGAAAAGGAAAAGGAAAAAUUCAAAUGGUCACUUCAUGGUUCAAGACCCUCAUCAGAUGUACAAUACUCGCUGCAGUCUCUGUCAGAUUGUUCUUCAGCAACACAGUCUGCUCACAUGGUUGUAUAUGCUACCUUUACACCCCUCUAUUUGUUUGAAAGGAAGAUCUUUUCGUUAGAAAAAGUGGCUGAUUCUGCUGAGAAGCUGAGAGAAUAUGGACUUUCCCAUAUCUGUAGCCAUCCUGUGCUGGUGACUAGAACUAGGUCUUGCCCUCUCAUAGCACCUCCAAAGCCACCUCCCAUACCUGCCUGGAAAAUCUUUCGUCAAAAAAAGGAAACUGUUAUAACAGAUGAAGCUCAAGAAACAAUAAUAAAGAAGCCCGAACAGUUUCUUGAAAUUUCAAGUCCGUUUUUGAAUUAUAGGAUGAAUCCGUUUACAAUUCCAACAGAAACUCAUUUUGUACAAUAUUUUAUCAAGAAAGGGGUACCUCCAGGAUCUGGUUUAUCUUCCCUUACUGAAAAUGAUGAAACCAUCACCUUUAGCCAGCCAGACUUAAUUCAGUUGACAGGAACGGUAUCUCAGGGAAACAUUACUUCACAAGUUACACCUGGAAAAGAAGAGCUAACAGAACUUGGAUUAAAUGACACAGCUCAUCAAGGUGAAGGACUUAGUUUGGAAAGAGAUUUAGUCAGCCAGACGACAGCAACACAGGAAAAAUCACAGGAGGACCUCCCAACAAUAAAUAAUAGCGUUUCUAAAGAAAUAUGGUUAGAUUUUGAAGACUUCUGUGUAUGCUUUCAGAAUAUAUAUAUUUUUCACAAACCAAGUUCAUAUUGCCUUAACUUUCAAAAAACAGAAUUCAAGUUCUCAGAUGAACGUGUGUCCUACUAUCUGUUUGUGGAUAGUCUGAAACCCAUUGAACUGCUGGUUUGCUUUUCUGCACUGGUACGAUGGGGAGAAUCUGGAGCUUUAACAAAAGACAGCCCCCACGUAGGGCCUGGACUGCUUACAGCGGAACCCCUUUCCUGGAAAUCUCUGAAGCCACGAGAUCUUGUUCUGAAGAUUCAUACGUAUGCCACCAAGGCUGCGGUGGUCCGGCUGCCUGUUGGGAGACAUAUGCUUCUCUUCACCGCAUACUCCCCCGUGGGGCAUUCCAUACACAUCUGCAGCAUGGUGACUUUUGUCACUGGGGACGAAGAUGUCGUGCUACCCAACUUUGAGCCGGAGAGCUACCGAUUCACAGAGCAGUCUCUAACAAUUUUGAAAGCUGUUGGAAAUGUGAUUGCUGGUUUCAAAGAUAAGGCUAAACUUCCUGUGGCUCUGAAGGAUUUACAAACAGCUCACUACCCUAUUCCCCUCCACAAUAAAGAACUAACAGCACAACACUUCAGGGUUUUUCAUAUUUCUUUAUGGCGCUUAAUGAAAAAAACUCAACUAACAAAACCUCCUCCCAAUUUUAAAUUUGCCUUUCGUGCUUUGGUUCUGGAUUUAGAGUUACUUGAUUCCUCCAUGGAAGAGGCUUCUUUAGCGGAAUGGGUGGACGUGAAAUAUUCUGUACCCAUAAGUGAUAAAGAAUAUUCUCCUGAGGAAGUAGCAGCAGCGAUUAAAAUUCAAGCCAUGUGGAGAGGGACUUAUGUCAGAUUACUUAUGAAAGCUAGAACACCAGACACAAAGGAAAAUACCAGCGUUGCAGAUAUGCUUCAGAGAGUUUGGGCUAUAUUGGAGCUGAAUAUAGAACAGUAUGCAAUUUCUCUCUUAAGACUAAUGUUUAAAAGCAAGUGCAAGUCUGUUGAAUCUUAUCCAUGCUAUCAAGAUGAAGAAACUAAGAUUUCUUUUGCCGACUAUACUGUGACGUAUGCAGACCAGCCACCAAAUAGUUGGUUUAUAGUAUUCAGAGAAACAUUUUUGUUUCCUCAAGAUAUGAUCUUGCUUCCCAAAGUAUAUACCACGCUUCCAGUCUGCAUGCUCCACGUUGUUAACAAUGACACAAUGGAACAAGUGCCAAAAGUGUUCCAAAAAGUGGUGCCUUAUCAUUACACAAGGAAUAAGAAAGGCUACACAUUCGUGGCUGAAGCAUUUACUGGUGACACAUAUGUAUUGUCCUCACGUUGGAAACUGCGCCUCAUUGGUUCUUAUAACCCGCUCCCAUGCCUGUCUCGAGACUCUCCAAACAAUACCUUCACCAUAAAGGAAAUCAGGGAUUACUAUAUACCCAAUGACAAGAAAAUUUUAUUCAGGUAUUCAGUUAAAGUUGCUUCACCACAUCCUGUUACAGUGCAGGUACGGACGUCCAAAUCAGAUGCAUUCAUCAAGCUACAGGUCUUAGAAAAUGAGGAAACUAUUGUCAGCUCCAUUGGGAAAGGCCAGGCUAUAAUUCCAGCAAUUAACUUCUUGGGGAGUGAAAAAGUUGUGAGCCCCCAGUCUAGCAAGCAAAUUCUUGCAGUGCAGACUUCAUCCAAGAAGGAGCAAGAAUUGUACACUAAGAAGAAAUCCACCCAGGGAAGUCAGAAAUCCUAUAAGGGUAGAACUGUAAGUGCAACAGUAGACACUGGUCAGCCUAUUUUGGACGAGGAACCUAUCAGUAUGCCCACCAUAGAAGAAAAUGCUAGCAUGCCACAGCAGGUUAACAAGUACAUUAUACAGUGUUUGGUGUUGUAUAACAGUUGGCCUCUCACCGAAAGUCAGAUGGCGUUUGUUCAAGCACUAAAAGAAAUGGAGAAAAAUGAUAGCAAAGUUCAUGGAGAGAAACAUGAGGAAUUAAUUACCUUAGGAAGCCCAGAUUCCCAUACUAUUAGUGAGGGGCAAAAAUCUUCAGGAACUUCCAAAACAAGAAAAGGCAAAGAGAGGUCCUCUGAGAAAGAAAAGUUAGCCAAAGAAAAACAAGCACCUCGCUUUGAGCCUCAGAUGUCCACUUUUCACCCUCAACAAGAAGACCCAAAUAAACCCUACUGGAUUUUGAGGCUGGUCACCGAGCACAACGAAGCAGACAGUUUCGAACUGAAAAAAGAUACCGAACGAGCAGAUGAAAUCCGAGCCAUGAAGCAAGCCUGGGAGAUGACUGAGCCUGGAAGGGCUAUCAAGGCUUCCCAGGCUCGCCUGCAUUACCUCAGCCGGUUCAUUAGGAAAAUUCCGGACGCUGAGAGUGUGCCUAUGUCUGAAAGCCAAACUAAAGCACCAGAGGACGAGAUGAAACCGGAAAUAAGAAUGCAACAUAGUUCAAAGGUAGCAGUGUGUAAACUUGAAGUUGAAACAUCUUCAAGUGCCAUAAAAGAGCCAGACGCAAAGGGUUCCAUGAGUUCAGAGAGCAAAGAUAUCCCGCCGUUGGGGAGUAUGCUGUGGAAGAAGUGGCAGAUGACCAGGGGCUUGAAGGACUGGUCAAAACUGGUGAGCAGCGAAAUUGGAGGAACGUCUCCAGCAGGGAAGGAGGAACAGACUGUGCGGAAGGAAAAUAUCAGGCCUCGUUCGCGAUCCCCAACAAUUUUGGAAAUGUCUCCACAACUUAUUCGAAAAGCACUAGAAUGUGUAGACAUAACACAAUAUGUACGAAAAACAAGAGACGCUGAUCCUGUGCUACAAACAGAGGAUCUGAACCAGCAGCAGGCAAUGCAAAAGGCAGAAGAGGUUCACCAGUUCCGACAGUAUAGGACCAGAGUACUCAGCAUUCGAGACAUUGAGCAAGAGGAACAGCUUAAAAUAAAGGAUAAAAUCCUGGAGAUGUAUGGGGAAAUGCGGGACUCCUUAGAUGAAGCCCGGCAGAAGAUCUUCAGUGUCCGGGAAGAGUAUAGAAAGAAGUUGCUGGAAGCUGAGCGCCUAAGAUUGGAAGCUCUGGCUGCGGACGAAGCAGCAAGUCGCACGGAGACAGAAAAGAAGACGCCGGUUCCUGACACACGGGAAAAGAAGAAAGGAAAGAAGAAGUAACCAGAAGGAGCCCAAAACUCACCUUCUUCUGAAGAGGAAAAUCCCUUUAUUUUAUUUUUAGUGAUCUAUAACCUUUCCUGUUGAUAAGGUAUUAGGCCAAUAGAAAAUAGAAGUUUUCCUUCUCAGAACUAGUUUCUGCAUUUAUGGUUCAUUUGUUGUUGUUGUUGUUUUCCCAGAAACCUAUUAUUUGAGUAAUCGUUAGAGUUUAGGUUUCUCUAAUUUCAAUAAAAAUUGCCUCAACAUAUUUAGAAUGAAUAAAAUGUACGUGUCUCCCUCUGAAUUGCUGCAUUUUCAGCAAGUAGUAAAACAAGAUCAGAAAUGGGCUAACAGGAUUGCAUUUGAAAAAUUCAACGAUGAGGAAAAUAGCCACGGCUCUUACAGGAAAUUUUGUUUCUAACUUGAAAGACUUUAAAAUAUUUUUAAAAUAUGCUUCAGUCUUGUGCUUUUUUUUUUUUUUUUUUUAAACUGAACUUCCAAAAACGUCCUUCAUUGGGCAAAAUCUGUUGUGGGUUAAGCUCACAGCAGUUAAGCGCGAACUCUGAAUCCUCACAGGCCAGGUCACCCAGACUUAGGGAGUGUGAUCGCAGACACAUCCCUUGUCAUGUGUCCCAGCCUCGUGUUUUUUGUAAGACCCAGAACAUGUUCUUGUACACCAGUUAUAGAAAACUGCAGUGAGUGCAUUCACCGAGGCACGUGAUAGGAAAUGAACUGCUCCCAAGAGCACACUUUGAAUUCAUGACUUUCUCAGAUGAAAUCUCCCAACAGUAUUUUUUAAUCAGUCAUAGCUUUUCCACUUUGAUAGGUGUUCUUCCUUUUUUCAUUUAUUUAAAUCUUUAGUAUUAAAAUGUUCAGCUCUCUCUCUAUACAUACAUAUGCAGUUUUACUUAAAUGUGCAAGCACAUGCAUUUUCUCUCUAUUAUUCUUUGCCUAAACUCGCCUUCAUGACCCUAUGCUUUGCCAGCCCCACGGAAUAAUAUAUGAUAACAACCUGGUAUAAAUGUUUCCAUGUUUGUCAUUCAUCUCAUAUAAUCACACAUCAAUAUUUUAUAUUAUAUCAUGGCCUAUUUUUACAAAAUGGCAUUUUAUUUUACAUGCUUCACCAUAUCUUGAUUUUUCUCCCCAAGCAAUACAAAACCUCUUUGAGACAAAAGUAAUUCAUUCUGUUUUAAAACCUUUUUUUAACAUUUGUUUGCUUAUUUUUGAGAGAGAGCAUGAGCGAGGGAGGGACAGAGAGUGGGAGACAGAGGAUCCACAGUGGGCCCUGCGCUGACAUCAGUGAACCCAAUGCAGGACUCAAACCCACGAACCGUGAGAUCAUGACCUGAGCCAAAGUUGGACACUCAACUGACUGAGCGACCCAGGUGCCCCAGUAAUUCAUUCUUUUUGAUUGUUGUGAAAUAUUCCCUGGCACAAAUAUAUCAUAAUCGACUCAGCUAAUUCUUCUUUGAAGGAUAUUUACUUUGUUUCCAGAUCUUUUCCAUACAAGAAAAAGUGGUAAAAACAGAAACGAGGUAGCAUGAUGGUAGAUUUAACAAAUUAUUUCCUAAUAAAUAGAAAAGAAAUAUAAAGCCUGUCCUUUAAAAGGAAGGAAAAACGAAGGAAAUUAUUUUGUAAUAAGACAUUAUACAUAUUACUGUAUACAAGUUCGGAGUGACUACACUGGAAGCACAUGGGACACAGGACACGAGGUGCAAUGUUCAUUCCUAUGCUUGGAAUCACUGACAACGCAGUAGAUACAAAUGCACGCAGACUGACUUACAGGUGGUUUGUAAUUGUCACUCAAAUUUUUGGAAUGGGGUUGCCAUUGGUGAUACAUUUUCCAAAAUGGUGAACAAGCUUGGUAAAUUUUCAAAGAUAACCAUGCCCUUAGUGUAUGCAACUGCUGCAUCCGUGAAAUAUUCAGUGAACUUUAAAUCUGUGCAAAAAAUACCUUUGCUUUAUGUAUCUUACAGAAUUAGGUUCUCGGGUCAUUAUCUUACCUUUAGACUAUGUGAAUGAUGGGCCAUUCAAAUCAUAUAGAGGUAAGAGAAUUCUCUGUUGUAUGUGACUCUUUCAAAUGUUGAGGGAUAGCUAACAUCCUUAGCCUUCAGUCAGUAAAUAGUAAUUCUCUACCGUUAUUGGGACAACCCAAAAUGCCCCCACAUAUUUCCUAAAUAUUCUCCCCACUGAGAUCAUCUCCAUAUAGAAGAUCAGUAAAUAUUAAUGAGAAGCUGAAGAUAGUAAUGUCUGUGGAUCUUAGUUAAUAAGUAACUCCAUUAGAAUACAUAGCUAGAUAAGUACCCUCCAUUGUGUUGAUCGAGUUAACCAGGGUAUAGAUACAAAACAUCUCAUAGUUCCUACAAUCCUUAGAUCAUUGUCUUUGACACAUGUAUGGCCUCUCAUUCAGUUUCUUUCUCCAUAUUCUCCUGCCAUCUACCUCUUUCUAUGCCCUCAAGUACUUUAAGGUCAAUCCUCCUCCCCCUAUCUCAGGGGCUCUUGUAAGAGCAGAGAAAACAAUUUUCUCUUCUGCUGCAGUCACAGGCCUGCCUCUGAGUCAAUAGUAAUAAUCCCCAGGGUGCAACUCUAGUGAUUAUGAAACAUCGUUACAAGAGCAGUUUAACACCUCAGGGUCUCCAACACCUCCACCGAAGAAUAGGAUUGUGGCUUUCCCUUUUGCAAAAUCACAGUGUGCAUUACAGUGUUUCCUGAAAUGUAACAAAGGACGGUCUUCAUUUAAAUGGAUCAGAAAAUUGCUGACAACUUCCAUAAACUUUUAACUAGCUUUUAGAAAUCAAGUUUGCAAAAACAAAAAACACUGACUUCUGGUCUCUGAGCCCUCUGUUACAUAUAGACUAUUCUUACACGUUAAAAAAAAUGUUGCACGAUAUUCUGACACUCGUUAAUUGAUGUUUACCUUGUGUCUCAGUUUUGUUCAAAAGAAACCCUAGCCAUCCACUGCCUCUUGGAAAAUGGAAAGUAGUGGGGGAAGUGACAAGAAGAGCCAUGUAUAAGGGAAUUGCCUCCGAGAAGAAACUGUGUGCCCUGGGCCAUACUCCAGGUGGGAGCAUUCAUAACAGACCAAUGAAAGUUUUCGAUGGCCUUCACAGAACAUUUCUGAAAUUAACAUUAUGAAAGAAACUUGUUUUAAGCUGGUGCAACAUUUUUUGUCGAGUCAACUAUGAAACAGUCUAUUUAUCUUGGUUUAGAUAAAAUAGUUUCCAACCACAGGUGUGUUUUCACGGAAUCGUUUCAUUCCAUAUUGAAGACUUUGCAUGUGCUCAGAACUUUAGGCUAAACAUCCUUGUUUUCGGUACAGGCACAGAGGACAGCAUCAAAGACAGUAUGAUUUAUUUUUUUAAGUGAACCCAUAUAACAAAUUACCAUGUAUAACAAUUUCAAUCCAUAGCUUUAAACAAAUCUAAGUUUAUCCAAAUAAAUCAAGCACUUUUAAUAUGUUUUACUAAUUCUAAAAAAAUCCUUUUCCCAUCUGGCAUAUAAUACAAUGACACUAUUUUCUAUGUUUAUCAAACCAUUGAUUUCAGAAUCACCAAUACAGGUAGCAUAUGAAUAUCUCUUUCAUUCCACUGUGGGUGGUUGACAUAUUUAUAAAGAUAUAAAGAAAAUUUGUAAAAAAUGCUGUUUGCUUUUGUAGAAAAGAUUCCAAAUUACUAUUUUACAUAGAAAAACAUCAGAUAAUAAUAAUAAUAAAAUAAUAAUAAUAAUAUAAAUCAAUAUAGCUCAUUGUUGAAACUGGGCUCAGUUGGUUAAUAUCUCUAUAAUAUUUUACAGGUUUGAAAAGAAAAUUUGCAUGCUAUUUUCACUAAGAAUAUUAGUUUAAACUUGUGCAAAUGGCCAAAAUCAUAUUAGAUACAACCUAAUCAAGAACUAUUUGAUUAAUGAUGAAUUAAUGAUUAUAUUGUUAUACAAUUAAUUAUAUACAAAAUUGUAUGUGUUUUUUUCUGUAGGAACUUUGAAGUUUCCAUGUAUUUUUUCAUGAACUUAGCCAAUUUUUAACUCUGUUACUUCUGGAGUAGCAUGUGCCCAAAGUCUGCAUAUUUUACAACAUAAUGUGUGGAAAACAACUUUCGGCAAACAUAGUUUUGUCUAAGACCAUCAUUGCCAUAGCAAAUCGUCUGAAGCCAUUAACUAUUAAAAUAAGCCAAACCAUAAGAGACUCUUAAAAACUGAGAAUAAACUGAGGGUUGAUGGGGGGCG